AGUGCCCCUCGGUCACCAUCACCACCUAACCCCCCUGCCCCCCUCGCCGUCCUCCGCCACAGAUACACGCACGCUGGCACGAUGGCUUCCCAACCCUACCACUCGCCCUACCCCGCCGGCGCCGCCCCAAGCGGCGUGUACCGCGUCGGCGCUAGCCCCCAGCAGCAGGCCGCGCUCGCCCCACCACCCCCGGGCACGGCGGCGCCAUCGGCGUACCCGUACCCGGCGCACACGCACCAGGUCUACCACCACGGCCACCCAGACAUGAGCGCGUUCGGCCUCGUCACGCCGCCGACCCAGACCCCGCCCGCGUUCGGCUCGCCCCUCAUCGCCUCGGGCGCGUACCCGCCCCUCGGCGGCGCGUCCCAGUCGCCAUGGUCGCUCAACGCCAUCGCCCUCCAGGACCAGCACUACUACCCGGCCCACUACGACCCCUCGUGCGCCGCCCCCGGCGAGCUGUUUGCCGUCCCCGCCGGCGCGCAGGUCAUGCACGACGGCACCCUCGCCUACCCCGGCGUCCACCCCGUCUACCACCGCGACCACCACCUCGGCGUCAUGGAGCCGGCCCACAUCAAGGGCCAGGCCAUCCUGCGCGCCGACGGCCAGCCCGCCGAGGUCAAGAAGCGCUCGCGCACCGCGCAGGCCUGUGAGCGGUGCCGAAUCCGCAAGGCAAGGUGCUUUGGCGGCAACCCCUGCAACAGGUGCACCAAACGCCGCUUCGUAUGCGAGUUUUCGACGGCCGUCCGCCAGCGCGGUCCGAACAAGCCGGCCGCAGCGGGCUCGGCGACGCCCACGUCGAGCGCGGGCCCGGAGGCGGCCGACGCCGCCGGUUCCCCCCCGGAGCUGUCCGCCGGUGCUGUUGCUGCUGGCUCGGCCGGCGCAGCAGCUGCCAAGCCUGCCCCCCGCCGCCACAGCCUGCCAGACGGCCAGCCGCAGGCGCACUACAAUGCCAACGUGCCGCCUACCAAGUCGCUCAGCACCGACGUGACGCCGUACAAUGCGACCGUGACCGAGGAGGCGACGGGCCACCCCGUCGCCUUCUCGCUGCCCUCGACCGCCGUCAUCCCGCAGCACGCGCACAUGCAGCAGCAGCCGACAGAGUACCUCGCUGUCCCUAGCUCGGCGGGCGGCGCGUUCCCCCGCCCACACUCGGACUCGAGCGCCCUCUACCACCCCGGCUUGAACGGCACGCGCUCGCCCGUGUUCGCCUUCACCCCCGAGUCGGCCGACUCGAGCAGCGCGCCGUCCUCGUCGGUAGACUACCCCUACACGCCCAUUUCGCCCGUCACGACCUUCUCGCCGACACUCACCAUGACCCCCACGGUCAACAUGUCGGCGUACGCGGCCCAGGCCGUCCCCGUGCCCUCGCCCGACGCGGCCGCCGUCCACCCCCACCACCACCAGCAGUGGUACCAGACCACUGCCUAGUUUCAGUUUUCCGCCAGUCCUCGUCCUCCUCCUCCUGGGUUCUUUUGUCUCUCGCUGUCUCCGUCUCCUGCAUCGGGUCGGCCACUACUAGGCCGCUAGGUUACUCUUUCACCCUCUAUUGAACAUUGGAUCGCAUCGCGUGUUCGCUUGUACCGGACUCGUCUCCUCCUAGAACUGUAGUUUACCACCAAUGGAACCGGUG
Messenger RNA from Vanrija pseudolonga, 1630 nucleotides. It is a transcript of the gene FCR1, whose product is annotated as Fluconazole resistance protein 1. The coding region runs from base 82 to 1428 and encodes 448 amino acids. The transcript is spliced from 2 exons. Gene Ontology annotation, biological process: regulation of DNA-templated transcription. Gene Ontology annotation, molecular function: zinc ion binding; DNA-binding transcription factor activity, RNA polymerase II-specific. NCBI's taxonomy places the organism in Eukaryota, Fungi, Basidiomycota, Tremellomycetes, Trichosporonales, Trichosporonaceae. The record is from RefSeq and is a predicted model, not a curated record.